This is a messenger RNA of Cryptomeria japonica (Japanese cedar), 1268 nucleotides long. RefSeq lists its product as uncharacterized. The transcript is spliced from 3 exons. NCBI's taxonomy places the organism in Eukaryota, Viridiplantae, Streptophyta, Pinopsida, Cupressales, Cupressaceae. The record is from RefSeq and is a predicted model, not a curated record. Gene Ontology annotation, molecular function: protein binding. The coding region runs from base 588 to 968 and encodes 126 amino acids.
AAACACAAACCCCACUUAAAAUAUAAGCGGAAGGUUAUCCUGCGUUAAAGUUAGCGGUGUGUGACGUCACCGGUCGGCGAUCGUGACGUCAUUGGGACUCUUGGCGUCCGUGCGAUCGGAGUGACAUGCACGGACUUUAACGAGGGGCUCUAUAGUUGCUCGGCCGAAAUGGAAAGGCAGGCUCGGAGGGUUUGUAUGGAGAGGCUUCUUGGAAUGUUCGUUGCGUAAAGGGAGUCAUGGAUGUGUGUGUCGUGAAUCGAAUCGCCGUCCUGUAGGGUCCAGGUUCGAUUCUGAGCAGAUCGUGGCAUUCUUUAGUUGAUUUGGUGAAGUCUGCAGUGAGAUGUGUGCGGGUGAAGAAAGGGUGUAAAUUGUAGCAGAUAUAAGUAGUUUUUGCCCCCGCGGCUGCCUUUCUAUGCGUCUGCGGCGAGCGGUGCGAGAUUUGAGUGCAGGAUUUGACGGCUUGUGUGAUUUUUAGGGACCGGAUUUGAAAACGUAGGGAGGCAAUGGCUGCGUUUUUCAGAUAAAAUUUGACCGUUGAAUUUUUUAAGGGGACGAGGUUAGUUUUCGAAGAUCCUGCGGGUGAGCAAAUGAAUAAAGCAGGAGGCGUCCCGGAACCCUUGGAUUUCUUUAUAUGGACUUCUGAGGAUGUUGGGGUAUGGCUGGAUGAAAUUGGCCUUGGCAGUUACAGACAAAUUUUUAAAGAGAAUGGUGUCAAUGGAGAAUACUUGGACAGCUUAUCUACAUUCACCACAGAGCAGAUUUUGCGAUUUAUUAGGCGGUGUCACAUGAAAUGGGGAGAUUUUAUAACAUUGUGCAAAGAACUACGACUUAUUAAAGUGGCAUGCUUGAAAGGUGAGCAAGAAGUUCGUAGGCCUUGGUGGGCUCCUUCUUGCCUGUCAGCUGUAUUUGUGAAGGUUGCAAAGCAUAAUCGACAGUCUCGAGUUGUAUCACUGAAGUUUGAUCCCUAAGCUCAUCUGUAAAACCAGCUUUGAAAUUUGAAUCAGAUUGCAAGGAUAUUGCCAUAUUCCAAUUUCCUUGAUGUAUUCUUGUCAUCCUAGUUGCAAUCUUAACUUUGCUUUGCAUAAAAAGUAAUUCUCUAUUCUUGAAUCACAAUGUGUGUAUAGAGGGAAGACAUGAACGCAAUGUCUCCUGAUGCUGAGGUCAAAAUAUUUAAUAUAACCGAAGCACAUAUAUGUUGACAUUUCGCAAUGAAGUGUAAAUCAAUAGAAAUAUUUGAAUCUCAUGAUAUCGCCAUUUUUUCCUCUUCA